AUGGAGUUUGUCACGCUAGUUUCAUCGGACAAGUUCAAGUUUAUAAUACUGAAAGAAGUGGCGUCAAUAUCGUCGGUGUUGAGAAACUCCCAAGGGUUUGAAGAAGGCAAGACCGGCAAGAUUGACUUGGAUAUGGAUGGUGAUAUACUAGAAUGUAUAGUAGAAUACCUCUACUAUCAUUACAAGUACAAGGAUCAAGCUGAAAGUGGAGAAGUUCCCGAAUUCCAAAUCCCAACGCAUUUGGCACUAGAGUUGCUUGUGAAAGCUGAUUAUCUUGAUAUCUGA
Lodderomyces beijingensis is the source of this 285-nucleotide messenger RNA. The record is from the annotation of a GenBank genome assembly. NCBI's taxonomy places the organism in Eukaryota, Fungi, Ascomycota, Pichiomycetes, Serinales, Debaryomycetaceae.